AUGCCGAAAGCCCUCGUAAUCGAGAAAGUCGAGGGGAAGCCGGGAAAGGUCUACUACCCGCUCAAGACCAUCCAGCAGCCCGAGCCCACGCCCAAAGAUAACCAAGUCGUCGUCAAGAUCACUGCCGCUGCCCUCAACCACCGCGAUCUUUUCAUCCGACAAGCUCUCUACGGCGCCAUUGGCUUCGGUGUCCCCCUCCUUGCAGAUGGGUGUGGUGUAGUCGUCAAGACGGGCUCUUCGGCUGAAGCAAAGAAAUGGCAGGAUAAGCGCGUCAUUCUCAACCCGGGCCAUGGAUGGAAAGAUGAUCCCGAUGGACCCGAGGCUGCAGGUGGCUAUGCCAUUCUGGGAGGCACGAAGCUGAACCCGCUUGGAACGGCGGCGGAGAUGGUCUGCAUUGAUGCGGCAGAGAUUGAAGAGGCGCCGAAGCACCUGACCUCUGCGGAGGCGGCUGCUUUGCCUUUGGCGGGCUUGACGGCUUGGAGAGCAGUAAUGACCAAGUCACAGAACGCGAGGCCUGGGCGAAACAUUCUCGUGACGGGUAUCGGUGGUGGUGUCGCUGUCAUGGCGCUGCUGUACUGUGUUGCUGCUGGUGCGAACGUAUAUGUGAGCAGUGGAAGUCAAGAGAAGAUUGAUAAGGCGAAGAGCCUUGGUGCGAAGGGUGGUGUGAAUUAUAAAGAGAAGAACUGGGACAAGACACUGCUGGGAAUGCUGCCGAAGGAUCGAAAGAAGUUGGACGCUAUCAUUGACGGUGCGGGUGGAGAUGCUGCCGAGAAGGGCGCGAAGCUGUUGAGGGUAAGACGUCUCGUCAUGUUCAUCGCUUGGAAAUUGUGCUGACGAAUAUACCAGGAUGGAGGCAUCAUCUCGCAAUACGGCAUGACGGUCGGUCCAAAGAUGACCUGGAUCAUGCCAGACGUGCUCAAGAACAUUGAGCUUCGCGGCAGCACAAUGGGCUCGCGGAAAGAGUUCGCCGACCUGGUGAAAUUCGUCAACGAGAGAGGACUGAGACCGCUUGUGAGCAGGACGGUGCAAGGGAUUGACAAUCUCAAGGACAUCGACAGCCUGUUUGAAGACAUGAAGAAUGGCACACAACUGGGCAAGCUGGUGAUUGAGAUCUCGCCAGACGCAAGCAAGAGCAAAUUGUAG
Messenger RNA from Lecanosticta acicola, 1143 nucleotides. Lineage: Eukaryota; Fungi; Ascomycota; Dothideomycetes; Mycosphaerellales; Mycosphaerellaceae. The record is from the annotation of a GenBank genome assembly.